Messenger RNA from Dufourea novaeangliae, 1703 nucleotides. RefSeq names its product syntaxin-binding protein 5-like. The record is from RefSeq and is a predicted model, not a curated record. Gene Ontology annotation, biological process: regulation of protein secretion; regulation of exocytosis. Gene Ontology annotation, cellular component: SNARE complex; plasma membrane; cytoplasm. The transcript is spliced from 6 exons. NCBI's taxonomy places the organism in Eukaryota, Metazoa, Arthropoda, Insecta, Hymenoptera, Halictidae. Gene Ontology annotation, molecular function: GTPase activator activity; myosin II binding; syntaxin binding. Bases 15 to 1703 code for a protein of 562 amino acids.
AAAAUCCGUACCCAAUGGACAUACACGAGUCAGCGGUGACAUGUUGCGCAUACUUCGCAGACUGUCCAUCGGAUUUAGUACCUGCCUUCUAUUCAGUUGGAUCCAAGUCGCAGAAAAAGACAGGGUUCAGUGAAAAGGAUUGGCCAAUAUCUGGUGGAGAAUGGAGUUCGAGCUCAAGUAGUUAUAACGAAAUUAUUGUAACGGGGCAUGACGACGGCAGUAUAAAAUUUUGGGAUGCAUCCGCAGGCACUUUACAAGUCCUUUAUAAAUUGAAGACAGCUAAGCUUUUCGAGAAAGGUAGAACGCGUAGUAUAGACUCGGAAGAAGAUCUGUUUGCGAUACAGCAAAUCUAUCUCUGUCCCGAAAGUCGGAAAUUAGCGAUCGCAGGAAAUGGAAAGCACGUUGUUUUGUUUAAAUUCAAAAAAGUAGAGAUACUAUUUUUAUACUAUCUUAUGCUAACUAAUUCUUCGUAUGAUUUUCGCGGGCCCCGGACCAAGGGGAAAGAGGUGGAAAGUUCGUCUGAUCACGACUCACCGGCUGGUAAUACCUCAGGAAGUAGCGAAACUAAAAACACUGAAUCGAAUCAGCCUCUAAAAGUUAAGACUGGUUUACAGAAGAGAGCCCCAGGCUUUCAAGCGACACUGAUCUGCUUAACGGUCGCUGCUAGUGGAGAACAGCCUGAAAAUAUAACAGCCCUUAGUUUGAACUCUUCCUAUGGCUUAAUGGCAUAUGGAAAUGAGACCAAUUUGGUGAUAAUAGACAUCGUGCAGAAAAUUUCUUUGAUUGUAUUGAAUACAGCGGACAUCGGCGGUAAUUCGGAUCCGUGUCAACGAGUGUUACGCAGCCCUAAACGCCAAGACGACUUGAAACGGGAAAACGAGGACAAAGCAAGGAGUCCUAGCACAGAUCAGACUCAACGAGACUCUACUGUGCCGUCUGAAGCCUUAUUAGCAAUGGUAGCCGACAAUGCUCAACAAUCGCAACAAUGCCCACUACGCGGCGAAUACCAAGCCGCCAGCUGCAAUAACGACAAACGGACCACGGAGGUCACUGUUAAUGAAAUCUGUAAGCCCGGACACACAGUGAACGAAGAAGAUUGCGCGAAAAACCAUGGCUGGAAAGGAUUCAGUCUGAAGAGGCAGCUCACCAAGGUUGAUCUGAAAAUAAAAAGUACUUUCACGCCGACUUUGACGUCUCAAAAUGGGGUAGGCACUGAUAGUAGCGGUGGUCAGAAAUCUUCCGUUUUUUACUGUAACGUCAGCGAAUCCGCGAGUUCGUUGUCUCCAGUCGAAAGUGUCGAGUCUGAAUCUUCGGUGUCGUCGGAAGGUUCGAUACCAGGACGCGAGAGUCCGCCGCACGACGAGAAGAAACGAUGCGGCAGCCUGGAUGCGAAGAGCCCGAUGCUCGAAGGGGACAAUAACAAACUGUUACGAUUACAAAAUGAGAAUUCGCCGGAGAAAUCGUCGGCCGUCAGGCCAGUGGACUUAACGUUAUCGGAGACCGAGAUGAAACCGCCGAGGCUGAAGAAAAUCGUCAAGAUGAAACAGGCGAAACGCGAGGGUCGUUUAUUGUCUGUGCCGAACUUAAAGUUUCCAAAAAACGACCCACCGAUAUGCGAUCUACGGUGCGAAGAGAACACGGCUCCCGAAUCCUUCACCUGCAAUCUAAUAAGAAGAUUCAGUAAGUGUUUAAAAUUAGAGUAG